This is a messenger RNA of Seriola dumerili (greater amberjack), 2585 nucleotides long. RefSeq names its product microtubule associated protein 10 (gene map10). Lineage: Eukaryota; Metazoa; Chordata; Actinopteri; Carangiformes; Carangidae. The record is from RefSeq and is a predicted model, not a curated record. Gene Ontology annotation, molecular function: microtubule binding. The coding region runs from base 1 to 2505 and encodes 834 amino acids. Gene Ontology annotation, cellular component: mitotic spindle midzone; cytoplasmic microtubule; centrosome. The transcript has a single exon. Gene Ontology annotation, biological process: positive regulation of cytokinesis; mitotic spindle midzone assembly; cytoplasmic microtubule organization.
AUGUCAGCAGGACAAAAUAGUGACAUUCUUAAGACUCUGUUUUCAUUUGAGCUUUUGGUUAAAAAUGUCCGAAUCGAGAGAGAUACUAAAGUUUCCGACGAGCUGGCUCUUGGAGUGCGACUGCUAGAUUUCCCAACGCUGCUCAUCUAUCAGCCUCAACCCAGAAGUGGUGACAUUAACCAACCCGGAGAGCAUGACAAAGAAAAGAGAAGGGAAUACGCCUUUAAUAGAGGCAAGUCUUGUUUCUUCCAAAUGAACCUGGAUUCACUGCACACCCAUCUAUCUAACACCCCUCUCUAUGCUAUGGUGUUGGAUGUGAAGGAGGAGAUUCCCAAAUUAGUUGGCUCCUCCCUGAUAUCACUGGCCAAAGUGAUAGACAGAAUCAGGCAGGAUGUGACUGAGCAUGGUGUUUCUGCUCCCUCAUCACACGGAGAAAGGCGGCUUGUUAGCAUGUGCAGCCUCACAGGGGAGAAAAAUGGCUUGAUUUCCCUGAGUUAUAAACUGAUAAGUCUGGGAGCUAGUCUACUGCCACAUAUCAGGGACAGGAGGGAUCUUCAACGCACCAGAGUACAUGGAGGACAACAUGUACAAGAAAGCAUCGAGGAGAAAAACAUAUGUAUAGAAUCAUUGCCUUAUGACUGUAGGAAUGCCCAUUCAACCACACUGGACAAGUCUGACAUUAGCAGAGACGCCCAAAACAAGGGACUGGCAAACACAAAAAUCUCAAUGAGUGAGGACAAGCAGGACGGCGCUGCUGUGUGUGUUGCUACCAAACACAGACCAAGAACCCAAAUUCCUCAAACACUCCAAGAAAUUGAAAACUAUUUUGAGGAGGAUUUAACCAUAUUCUGUCCCCCACAUCUUUACUACAGUAAUUCUGCAGAGGAAAAAAGCAAAAACGAAGGAGGGGAUUAUAAGUUGUUGACCCUAGACUCAGAAGCUUUUACAUUUGAAGACUCAUGCUCUGAGGAUGAGAUGUCUGAAAAUAGAAUUGAGGUUCCACAUUCUCCAAUGAUGGAACAGAGAGUAAAAAAUGAUGCAAAAACAUCAAGAAACCAAGAAAAAAGUGGGGUGAGUCCAAAUGUCCUUGGGGAAGCUUUACAACAGAUGCCUCUACUAAAUGCUCUUCUUGUUGAGCUGUCACAGUUAAAUGGCCAGAACCCACACCAGCCCUUGUCUGUUCAUCCUAACCUAGCGUGGAUUUACAGGCCUGCAUCCACAGAGCCUUCAGCUGGGCAUGGAGACACACCACGAAAAACAUUGCAGAAGACCAGCCAGGGGACUAGUUGCUACUUUAAACAUUUACAUUCUCCUAGAAACUGUUCUACUCCAAUAGUUAGGUCUAAAUCUGUGCAAAAGAAAGACAGACAAGAAGAGGUUUUGAUUGAGAGUAAAGCUUCCAGUAAAUCUCAGAGGAAGAAGCUUGUUUAUGGAACCACUAAAACAUUUAAUCUAAGGCUUAAGCAAAUUUCACCUCUUAUAGUAAAACGCCGUCAAUGCAUGGAAUUAACACAGAAUGAAACACAGACAAGUUUGACCAAAGGAAAGACAAAGUCAGAAAAUAAAGUUGUAAAGUCCAGCAAAAGGAAAUCAGUACUAAAACAGAGCUCCAGUAUCAAUGAAAAUAUUGAGACAAUGAUACAAAGCAUCACAGUGGACUCUGCACUACAAGGAACAACCACACUUAAACAGAAAAAUCUGCAUGGGAAAGAUAAACAUGAUAAACAAAACUCAGAAAAACCAUCCCCUUCUGAGAGGAGAGACAUGAAAUUUAUUCACAUCCCCAGUGUGGAUAGUGACAGCGCUGCCCAAAACAGAGACAAGAACGAGCAUCACAGUGAAUCAAAUCAAUCACACUCUGACUCUGACAGGCACAGAGAGGAAAUUGAAUCCUCAAGAAGCAGCAGACACAGCAGCCCAAAGUCUUCAUUUUCAGACUCCAGCGGGGAAGGAAACGAGGAAGGAGACUACGUUGAUGACUUUAACAGUCUUGAACCCAGUGAUGCCUACUCCCCUGACCCCAUGAGUAGCCCUGAGCCCUCUAGAGCCAAAACUCCAAAGUCCCCUGUCCGCCCUGACUUCUGCAACUCCGACUCUGGCUCUGAAUCUGUCCAGAGGAGAGCAGUCCUCCCUAUGCCCAUCAAAGCCCCCAGCUCUCCCCAGCGCUCUCUGAGGGGUACACACAUCAUUCGACCUCGAACCCACGCCUCUGCCCUCAGCCUUUCCUCCGACAAUGGUGACGGAGAAAGGUCGGCUUCCUUACAAACCAUAUGCUCCAGAAAGCAGAUGACAGACAGCAGCAGAGUGGAAAGGAGCUGGAGUCAAAGGAGUGAGUCCACCAAAAACAACAGUCCAGUUCGAGGAUUUUCUGCAGAAUCAAUAUCCUCCUUUGAACCACAGGAGGCUGAGGAACUGGAGGAUGAGCUGGGAUCUCUGGAUUUUAGAAAAGAGUAUCAGCAUAUCUCUGAGCUAGUGGCCAACAAACUCCCUGGUUACACUAUGUAAAGAAAAAUAUAUAAUUCUACACUAUGGUUAUAUCAAGGCUACACUGUUUCUCCCAACCACGGGAAACAGAUGAGUGUAGU